Molecule: messenger RNA, 984 nt
Organism: Rhizophagus irregularis DAOM 181602=DAOM 197198
Lineage: Eukaryota; Fungi; Glomeromycota; Glomeromycetes; Glomerales; Glomeraceae
Source: RefSeq, a predicted model, not a curated record
AUGGUUAUGCAGAGUCGCAAAAAUUAUCUUUUUGACCUUGUACGAGGAGGAGUAGGGUCAAAAAAGAAUAAUUCAGGAACAAGAACGAUUAAAGCUUCCCACGACUCACUACAAGCAGAAUUAAAUGUAUUAAUUCAACAUGGAGACAAAAGGACUAAGAAAUUGAAAAAGGUGCUUUUAAUUCAGGAAGAACUUAAGAUGGCAGAGAACAAAAAAUGGAAAUUAAGUUCUGAGAAAAUUGUCGAAGAUACAAUGUUUAGGUAUGGAAUGAAGCUGAAUGAAGAAAGGUGCACAUUCUAUGAACGAAAUUCUUCUCCUCUUGAAAGAGAUAUGCUAGAAAACUGCUGGAGGUUGUCACUUGCAUUAGGGGAGAGUCGAGCUCGAUUGCAAGCUCUGAAAAAAAAGGAUCGAAAUUUGGAUAAGAGGAAGGAAAUGGGUCGAAGGAAUGAUGGAACGAUUUGCGAACGCAAUGGAAGGUGUAAAUUCAGAUUGGUUGAGGCUGCGAAAAAGUUUGAGGAAAAUUCAACAAAAUGGUUAAAAGAAUCAUUCAAAACUCCUAAAAUUAUGCAUGACAUGCUUGUUCAACUGAUGAGUGUGGUUAAGAACGAUGACAGAGCUAAAAAACUGCAAACUGUUGGAUGGUUACAUUUUGGUUUAUACGCACAAACACUUGAGAUGGACUGCGCGAAUGGCUACGUCUGUCGUCUCAUCCGCUGGGAAUUGCGUAAGUAUAUCGUACUAGCAGAAACGUACAACAUAAUAAAGAUGCCGGAAGCUUCUGAUAAGACAUCGUUACUGAGAAUUAUUGACAAGGUUGGAUCCUCCUUGCCAAAAUUGUCAGACAAAGAAGUACCAACAACCGCACGUACACCCAAAAAAAAGAAGGAAAUACAUUGCCUUGUUUACACAAACCUUCUUUAUUUCUUCUUUAUAAGGUUUCAACUAAGAAAGAAGCAAAAGGAUAUCAUUGUAAAUAUGCGCUAA